Molecule: messenger RNA, 2700 nt
Organism: Ceratitis capitata (Mediterranean fruit fly)
Lineage: Eukaryota; Metazoa; Arthropoda; Insecta; Diptera; Tephritidae
Gene: Elp2
Product: probable elongator complex protein 2
Exons: 7
Coding region: 199-2691 (830 amino acids)
Biological process (GO): tRNA wobble uridine modification
Cellular component (GO): elongator holoenzyme complex
Molecular function (GO): protein binding
Source: RefSeq, a predicted model, not a curated record
AGCUUAUGUGUUUUCGGCAUUAGGUCUUAAAAUGUUGAACUGUAUUUUUGAUUUGAAGAGCUCUUUAAGCACUGAACUUGAAUCAAAACAAAAGUCGCGAUAAAAAAGUUACAAUUAACGUGGAAAACCAAAACGUGCCAUCAUAUUUUCCGCAGUUUAUACUAAUUGUUUUAUUCCACAUUAUAAAAGAUCUUUAAAAUGAGUAAUAUACAAAUACAUAAAAAUAAUUCCAAUUAUACGAUAUACGCAUCAGCAGGCUGCAAUCCUACUCCACAUUGUGCUGAUUGGGGUGAUAAUGGUUUGAUAGUUUUCGGCGCACAUAAUUCAGUUGCUGUAUUGGAUCCAAAUUAUAACAACUCAGCAAGGCAAAUUGCUACCUACACCGGCCAUGAAGGUCGUGUCAACACCGUACACUGGUUGCGUUCUUCAACAUUUCAACCCGAAACCUACUUCAUUUCCGGCGCUGAUGAUAGUAAUGCAAUUGUGUGGAAGUUCGAUAAGCAGGCAAAAAAUGUUAAUUUUGAGCCACUCAAACAUGAUGGCCCAGUUACAGAUCUUAGUAGCCGCCAAUUGGAAAACAACAAGUGGUUAAUUGCUGCAGCUGCAGAGCAAACCGUUACCCUGUGGAUCUUUGAUACCAUAAAAAUAACACUUGCUCAAAAGAUAAUAAAUCAAAAUAGUUACACUCUUGGACUCUGCCUAUUCCAAUUACCUAAAAGCGACCAGUUGCUGUUAGCUUUUGGUAAUGAUAAGGGUAAUGUACUUAUUUGGGCACAAGAUAAAGCAUUCGAAUCGAAUAACACCGAUCUAGAUCCAUUUCGUAUGGUACACCAAAUGACGGGCCAUGAAGAUUGGAUACGUGCACUAGAUGCUGUUAAAGAUGGUGAUGAUAUUCUGCUGGCAAGUUCAGCGCAAGAUAAUUUUAUACGUUUAUGGCGCAUUUCAAAACGAUCUGCGGAGCAAGCACGUGAAAAUAGUGUGGAUAUUUGUAAUAUUAAUGAAGAGGAUUCAGAGGAAAUACGUGUGGAAGAAAAAAUUAUACACUUGUGUGCAAACAAUUGGUGUGCGAUUAGCUUGGAGUCGGUGUUAUAUGGACACGAAGGCUGGGUAUAUGGCGUCAACUGGCACAGAUCAAAAGAAAACGAUCUGCGUUUGCUAUCCGUUUCGAUCGAUAAAUCAAUUAUCAUCUGGGCACCGAGUGAAGACGGAGUGUGGAUGGAGCAAGUACGUGUAGGCGAAGUCGGUGGAAAUUCUUUAGGAUUUUACGGAGGAAAAUUCUCUAGCAACGGCAAAUCAAUAUUUGGCCAUAGUUAUCAGGGUGGUUUUCAUAUAUGGCACCAAUCACCGGAAAGUGAUAACCUGUGGACACCUGGUAUCAUAGUGGGUGGUCAUUUUGAUGAAGUACGCGACUUAGCAUGGGCGCCAAAUGGGGAAUAUUUAUUGACAGUUUCCGCCGAUCAGACUUCCCGUAUACAUGCGCCAUGGCGUCGUUCCAGUGAUGAAGAAGAUGCUGCAGUAACUUGGCAUGAAUUGGCACGGCCGCAAGUACACGGCUAUGAUAUGCAAACGCUUGCCAUACUUUCGCGCUACAAAUUUGCUAGUGGAGCGGAAGAAAAGAUUGUGCGCACUUUCCAAGCGUCAACGAAUUUCAUUGAGAAUUUUAGGCGCAUUACCGGUGCGCAAGCGGACGUAGAGGGCGAUGCUGUAUUAAAAAAUUUACCUAAAGGUGCUUCUGUACCUUCCUUGGGUCUGUCGAACAAGGCAGUGUACAGUGCUGACAUAGACACAGUACCACAGCAAAAGCACAUUAAGGAUGAAUAUCCCGAAAAUUAUUUUGUGCCUGUUACGCUGGACGCUCCACCACAAGAAGAGACGCUAAUGCAAAACACAUUGUGGCCCGAAAUGCAAAAACUUUACGGUCAUGGUUUUGAAAUUUACUCAUUGGCCGCUACUCCAGAUGGUAAAGUCUUGGCUUCCGCAUGUCGCGCUACAAACGAGGAACAUGCUCAAAUAAUCUUAUGGGAUACCACUACAUGGAAGCAAAUUCAAAAACUAGCCGGGCAUAAGCUAACCGUAACACAGUUGCGCUUCUCACCCGACAGUCGUCUGCUACUUUCAGUCUCACGCGAUCGCACUUGGACGCUUUUCGAACGUGUUGAGGAAUUAACAGUCGCUAACAAUCAACCGUUUUACCGAAUCAAGCAAAAAUCAGCCCCUAAGGUGUCCGUGCAUAGUCGUAUUAUUUGGGCAUGUGAUUGGUCACAUGAUAGCAAAUACUUUCUGACUGGCGGUCGGGAUGCUGUACUUGGAGUGUGGACACAAGGAGAUGCAGAAAAGGCAGAUUGGGGCUUGUGUCUUAAGGAAACGUACACAAAUCCUGUUACUGCACUUGGUUUUGCACCUGAACUUGUAACGACGGGGGUUUAUCAGAUUGCGAUAGGAUUUUCGAAUGGUGAUAUUUUACUGCAGCAGUUAGAAGAGGAAGGAAAGACUUUAAGAGCAGUUGUAGAGAGCAAGCUACUUUUUGAAAAGGCACAUGACUCUACAGUAAAACGCUUACAGUUUCAGCCGUUGCGUGAUAGUAACAACGAUAGUUCUGAUUACUUCCUGCUUGCGAGUUGUGGCGAGGAUCAUUUCGUUAGGAUAUUUAAAUGUCCAAAGGCAAUUGAAGCUACAGUUGUAGAUGCGUGAAUAAAAAAA